GUGUUUAGUGUCGGACAUUCACAUCAGUGAAAGAAGCGGCUCACCAAGAAGUCUCUCUGCGUUACGAGAAAGAGGAUUAAAAUGCUGUCUUCUGUUCUUGCGAAAAGACUGGUGACAGGUAUGUGCGGGGCAGCAUGGAGACCAGCAGUCACAGGGCUGGUAUCAUCUCGUGGUUACCGUGGAGAUUCACCAGAUGACACCAGGGGAGACCUGAUUGAGAUCCCUUUGCCUCCUUGGGAGGAGAGGCCCGGUGAGCCCACUGACAUCAAGAAGCGACGCCUGCUGUAUGAGAGUCGCAAGAGGGGCAUGUUGGAGAACUGCAUUUUGCUCAGCCUUUUUGCAAAGCAGUAUCUGAACACUAUGACUGAGAGCCAGCUGCUGCAGUACGACCGACUGAUUAAUGAACCAAGCAAUGACUGGGACAUCUACUACUGGGCAACAGAAGCUCAGCCCACCCCGGACGUUUACCAAGGAGAGGUCAUGGAUAUGCUGAAGGAGUUCACAAAGAACCGCAACCACGAACAGAGGUUAGAUGCACCCAGCUUGGAGUACCUGGAAAAGGAAAGCCAAUGAGGUCCAUGGCCCUUUGAACCGUCUCAGAGACUCAUUUUUAGGUGGGGCACUGGGUGAAAUAUCAGUGUCACAACCCACUGGAAAAAUACCUCAGAGGUCAGCUGUGUGUCUCCAGUUACACACACUGAGGAUGAACAAAAUUGUGGAAUGGAAAAUAUUUAGUGCCCUUCUCUAGGAAAUAUUUUUGCCAUUAUAGGGAGAGGAAGAUUUGUGGAAGGAGCGAACGUUAAUGCAACACAACAAUAGGAAGGUGUCCUGAAUAUUUAACAUUAAUUGUGUUGUAAAUUUCUGAUUCAAGACUGUACAUUUAAACUGCAGAAUGUGUGAGAUGCAUACUGAUUGAGCCAGGUUUGAUAAAUAAGAUACAAGCUGAUAAUCAGUUUCUAUGUAAGACAGUUAAACAGAAACAUUGAUUCACUCUUAGCUUGUUGAAGUGUCAUGUUUUGGUUUCUGUUGUAUGAUUUUACCGUGCCUAUUACAGACAUUAUGGGUUAUUUAAUAAAUGUUGAUGCUCUA
Molecule: messenger RNA, 1089 nt
Organism: Epinephelus moara (kelp grouper)
Lineage: Eukaryota; Metazoa; Chordata; Actinopteri; Perciformes; Serranidae
Gene: sdhaf2
Product: succinate dehydrogenase complex assembly factor 2
Exons: 4
Coding region: 82-573 (163 amino acids)
Biological process (GO): mitochondrial respiratory chain complex II assembly; mitochondrial electron transport, succinate to ubiquinone; protein-FAD linkage
Cellular component (GO): mitochondrion
Source: RefSeq, a predicted model, not a curated record